Molecule: messenger RNA, 3119 nt
Organism: Tupaia belangeri chinensis (Chinese tree shrew)
Lineage: Eukaryota; Metazoa; Chordata; Mammalia; Scandentia; Tupaiidae
Gene: GRAMD2A
Product: GRAM domain containing 2A
Exons: 13
Coding region: 254-1273 (339 amino acids)
Biological process (GO): regulation of store-operated calcium entry
Cellular component (GO): endoplasmic reticulum membrane; organelle membrane contact site
Molecular function (GO): phosphatidylinositol-4,5-bisphosphate binding
Source: RefSeq, a predicted model, not a curated record
UUUACUUACUCAUUCACCCAGUGGCUAACAGUGGAAGUCAGUAGCACCGUCUGUCACUCACCGGCGUCUGUAAAUGCGUGCCGAAACCUCACUGGGCCGGAAGAAGUUGUCACCGGGCUGACCCUGCGGGGUGGCCCCUGGCUCUUUGCGGCCUGUCCACACUACCUUGGUAUGGUCAGAGGUCGGACUGUCAUCUCUGAGGGUCCAGGAGGGCCUGUGCCGCAUCAGUACCUGUCCUCGAGGCAACCCGCAAAUGCAAGGGAAGCCAGCUGCUCUGAAGAGCCCCGUGUCCUGCGCAGAGAAGCCUGGCAGGGUGCAGGAACCCCCGGACAGCAGCCCCAUGGCUUCCGUCAGGCCAGGUGAGUGCACAGAGCUCCAGGCCAUGGGAGGAGGCUGUGAAGAGAGCCGUCCUGCAGGAACCAUGGCCCACGGCCAGGCCCUGGAGCCCCUCCUCUGGCCAGAAGGCUUGAAGGGCGAAGAGGGAAAGAAAUGCAGCCCAGAAGGGACGCUGCGUAGUAAGCGCAACCAGCAGUACCACAGGCUGUUCAGGGACAUCCCGUCGGAGGAGCUCGUCCUCAAAGUGUGCUCCUGUGCCCUCCAGAGGGACCUCCUGCUGCAGGGCCGGCUCUACAUCUCCUCCAACUGGCUCUGCUUCCACGCCGGCCUCUUCGGCAAGGACGUCAAGGUGGCUAUUCCUGUGGGGUCUGUGCAAAUGAUCAAAAAACACAAGAUGGCCCGGCUGCUUCCCAACGGACUGGCCAUCACCACCAACACCAGCCAGAAGUAUGUCUUUGUGUCCCUGCUGUCCCGGGACAGUGUGUAUGACAUGCUGAGGAGGGUCUGUACCCACCUGCAGCCUUCCAGCAAGAAGAGCCUGAGUGUGCGAGAACGCCCGGACGGCCCGGAGUGCACGGCCCUGGACGUCCUCAUCCCCGAGAUGAAGUGGAGGAAAGUGUGCCCUCCCUCCAGGUCCCUGUCCCUCCCAGCCGACAUCCCUGAGGUCCCUCGGCCAUCCAGGGACUCCACAGACAGCUUCUUCCCCUGCAGGAGGCCUCCAGGGUCCGAGGAGGGCGCUGUCUGCAAGGACGAGCUGGAGGAGGAGGCCCCGGGCGACGGGGUGCCGAGGCUCUGGGACUUCCUGCUGCUCAAGGUCGUCUUUGUGCUGAUCUGCUGCUUGGUCACGUCCUCGUGCUACCUGGCGCUCCGCAUCUCACAGCUGGAGCGGCAGCUGUGCGCCUUGAAUCUGAACGGCCCCGGCCCCGGGCACAGGUAACAGCUCCCUGGCCUUGGCCAGCUCCUCCGGAAGAACGCUCUGGGUGCUCAGUCUUCACCAGGAACGCCCUGGCCCGGACCGAGUGCGAGGGCACCUGUUCCAGACCCGCCUCGCCCAGCUCUCCUCCCCCACGGCAGCUCCAGUAGCUGCUUAGAGUGUGGCUCCGACAGCUUGUGAACUCAAACGAAGCUUGAGGUUUUGGAACCAGCUGAGGAAUUCUGUACACUCAGCUUCAGCCGCCACUUACAGGAGAAGAAAAGCACACUCGCUCCUUGGAGACAGCUCUGGCACCUGAGCCGAGGGCCGGGCGCCUCCAGGGGCAGGCCAGAAACAAACACUGGGUCUGAGUGUCACUGUCCUGCAGCCCCAAGGCUCUUCUGUAGGGAGCCAGGCACCUGCCAGGACUCAGGCAGGGCCCUGUGGGGCUGUGAGUGUCAAGGGCUGCUGGCCAGGAGUCCAGCAAGAGGGGACUUUUCACAUCCUAGACUGAGGCUCUGCGCUCCCUCACAGGAGGCUGCCAGUCCCCGGGAAGAUGCUGCCUGCAACAGGGGAUGGUGGCAGGGACCAUGAGACGGAAGGCCCCAGAAUUCCAGGUCCCCACUGUCACUGCUUGGGGUGAUGGACAGAACAGGGCCUUGGGUCACCGCAUUUACAGACCUGGCACUCACCCGGGCCCUCAGACACAUCCCAGGUGUCCCAGGCCCUCGUGGUGGGAGUGGGAGGGAGGCAGUGAGCCAGGACUCCCAUCUGACUGCCGGACCCGAGGCAUGGCUGGCGGCAUCCUGUCGGGAGGCUUGACUGGGCAGCCAAGGGUGACAGCGUUGGGCCGUCACGGGGCCGAGCUCACGCAUGUCAGCAUCACCCGUAGUCAGAGCGAUGAGCCAGCGUGCGAGUCCUCGUCUUCAGGAGGUGUGUUCACUGUGAAUAGGUGCAGGGGGACCUGGUUGUGUCGGGACCAGGCCAGGGUCUGACACCUUGGGACACAAAGAGGGAGAGCAUGAGGAAGGCGGGCAUCGUGGUGGCUUUACCUUGGCGAUUCCACCCCCCCUGUCGGGCUCUAUUCUGAAAAGCUUUGGUGUCCCAGAACUGGGGCCUGACCCCUCUGGGAUGCCCACCCACUAAGACGGUGCCUUCAGGGACUUGGGAGGGACCUGAGUGGGGAGGCCAGAGUGUCAGUGAGGGGCAGGUAGUGAGAGGUGAAUCCGGGCCCAAGUAGAAGGGGAGUCACGGAUCGCAGAGCCCGAUCGUCCACCCUGCCGAUGGACUGCGCCCUGCGCUCAGAUCGGAGUCUGCACCCUGUCCUCGUCCUAGUCUCUAGGGUCAGGCGUCAGUCCUGGCCGUGAAUGCAGCUUGUGCCAAACCCAUCCAUCUCAGUGUCAUGGGCCGUGCCAGCCCCUCUCAGCACGGCACAGGCAGGGUGCAGACCCUUAGUUAUGGAGCCAGCCCUCUUUCCACUCUUCUGUCAGAGUUUUGGGGAUACAAUCCUCGCCCAGCUCUUUGCUUCCUUGGUCCCCCUGAAAGGCAGGGCGAGCAAUCCCUUUUCUGAGCCUGGCUGGGUUGAGCCAGAGGCCGUGGGGGCCGAGUCUCGGUGGACGUGCCAAGGUGCCAGAGCAGCCGACCUCCAGCCGGACCAGGUUCAGCAAGGGCGGGGGCGGGCUGUAGGGUUGGUCGGCGCCCGGAGGUGUGCCGGGCCUCUGUGAGGGCCCUUUCUCUGUUUCCCCCUGUUGUCCCCAGCCUGGUCCCCUGGGGCUGUCGAACCUGCCGCGCUCAUUCUUAAACCUGCUCACAUGGGCCCAGGGGCCUGUAAUUCUCUGAGAGCCCGGGCAACCCCCUUUGGGUUGAUUGC